AGGCGGUUUCGCUCGCCUCCCCGUUCUCUGUCGAAGACGGGAGAAAGAACAGGCAGUGGAGAUGGCCAUGUUAUUGGCAGCUCUGUCCGCAGGUCCCCCAACUGCCUCACUCUCCUUCCUCGCCGGCCGCAGCGGCCUCGGCCGAAGCUCUGUCACGCUUUCCAAGGCUCCCACGACUCCUUCGAGUUCGCUCCUCCACACCUCCUUCCGUUCCUCUCCUUUUGGAUCUCUGUCCUCGCCUUCGUCCUUCUUCGGAUUGUCUCUGUGUGUUGAUUUGGGAUCCAGUAGAGUUGUGAAAGAGAGGUACCGUGGUCUACAAGUGAGAGCUGGAAAGGCUGCACUUUGCACGACGAAAAGGUCGAGAUCUCGAAAGUCACUUGCUCGGACGCAUGGCUUCCGUAGACGAAUGAGAACCCCUAGUGGAAGAGCAGUUAUUAGGCGAAGGCGUGCAAAGGGAAGGAAAGUUCUAUGCACCAAGUCAAAUCCAAACAGCGGAAAGCGGGCUUGAUCACAACGUGAGUUGGAACUCGCACCGUUGCUCAACGAUGUUCCUUGGGAGCACUUGACUUCUAUAAUUUGGUCUUUUUGGGCUAGACAAUUUGUUUUGCUUUGUCAAGUUUGUUGAUUGUCUUGUCACCAAUAAUAUUGACCAUGUGCAAUUAGUUGAUUGUCUUGUGUUUGUGAAUCGUCCCAUCUUAAUUGAUAUGCGGAAAUAUGCUUCAUAUGA
Molecule: messenger RNA, 727 nt
Organism: Musa acuminata AAA Group (dessert banana)
Lineage: Eukaryota; Viridiplantae; Streptophyta; Magnoliopsida; Zingiberales; Musaceae
Product: large ribosomal subunit protein bL34c-like
Exons: 2
Coding region: 62-508 (148 amino acids)
Biological process (GO): translation
Cellular component (GO): ribosome; mitochondrial large ribosomal subunit
Molecular function (GO): structural constituent of ribosome
Source: RefSeq, a predicted model, not a curated record